AUGCACCUUUCUGUUGGACUGAACCUCUGUCCAGAGAAGGACCUUGAUGUACCAAAAUAUCUUUCUCAACAGUGGGCGAAAGCAACUGGAAGAGGUGAAGUUGGAAAGCUUAAAAUAGCUAAGAAUCAAGGAAAAACAGAGGUAUCUUUCACACUUAAUGAAGAGUUGACAGAUAUUCAGGAAAUUGGAGACAAACCAGCUUCAGUCAAAGCCCCACGAGAUCAUCCCUUCACGAUGCAGAGUGUGGGCGGACAAACGUUGGCGGUUUUCACUGAAAGCUCCUCGGAAAAAUUAGCCCUUGAGGGAACUGUGGUGCAGCGUGCUGAAUGUAGACCAGCAGUGAAUGAACAUUACAUGAAACUUAAAAGAUUGCAAAUAGAAGAGUCCUCAAAACCUGUACGCCUGUCACAACAGCUGGAAAAAGUUGUAACAACCAACUACAAACCAGUUGCAAAUCAUGCACACAAUGUGGAAUAUGAAAAAAAGAAGAAGGAGGAUGGCAAGCGUGCUCGUGCUGAUAAGCAACAGGUGCUAGAAAUGCUGUUCUCUGCCUUUGAGAAGCACCAGUAUUACAACAUUAAGGACUUAGUGGAUAUCACAAAACAACCUGUGAUCUAUCUGAAAGAGAUUUUACGGGAAAUAGGAAUCUACAAUGUCAAAGGCACACAUAAGAACACAUGGGAGCUUAAGCCGGAAUACAGGCAUUAUCAGGGUGAAGAGAAGAGUGAUUAAGUGGAGUGAAUGAACCCUGGUUUAGGAGGACACCAAUAACUACAUAAUAUAACAGACUCUUAAAGUUUGUAACAUAUUUCUUUUAGAGCAUAUAGUAAAACAGUAUUGUCAUCUCCUUUUAUAUUUUUUUGUUAAUUUGUUUGCAGGGUAGUAAUGUUUGCAUUGCCUUUUUAUGAAAUGCAGCAGUUUGUAAAUGUAAAUAACCUUUGAAGAACAAGAAAUUUUAUUUUAGAGAAAUUGUUCUUAAAGUAAUAAACAAACUAACAAGAAAAAUGGUGGUGAAAUGUCUGUUUUUAACAUUGUGAAAUGUUUUGAAUGCUGUUUGUUAUAAACACAAAAGGCAGACCUGUCAAAGAGAUUGGGUUUCUGCAGUUGUUUCAGAUUAUUUGACACAUGCAUAUCAAUAUAAAAUUUUUGAUCAUUUGC
This is a messenger RNA of Polypterus senegalus (gray bichir), 1158 nucleotides long. It is a transcript of the gene gtf2f2a, whose product is annotated as general transcription factor IIF, polypeptide 2a. The transcript is spliced from 8 exons. Gene Ontology annotation, cellular component: transcription factor TFIIF complex. Gene Ontology annotation, biological process: transcription initiation at RNA polymerase II promoter; transcription by RNA polymerase II. The record is from RefSeq and is a predicted model, not a curated record. Bases 1 to 732 code for a protein of 243 amino acids. NCBI's taxonomy places the organism in Eukaryota, Metazoa, Chordata, Cladistia, Polypteriformes, Polypteridae.